UGAGUUGUGUGUUCUGUCCCAGGCUGAAGUGAGUGGCACUGCUCUUCUGGAGAGCACACAGUCAGCUCAACGGACGAGAGUCUCACAGUAGAGCUCCAGCAUACGAGCUAAUCAGCCUCAUUUCUGCCUGUCCCAUUCAGAACAGUUCACAGAAGGGAAAUACCAGGGAGAUAAUGACCUAAGAGUUGUCUUUUUGUUAUUUGAGAUUCCAUAGAAAGACUGUGGAAUACAGCAUUCUGAAUCCUGUAUUCCAGAGCUGUCUACUCCUUUCCUUUUGUGGACAAUGGGGAAGAGCCGGUUGUUAUUGUAUGCCCUCUGGGGUGUCAUGGUUUUUGGCCUAUUCCAAAAACUUGAAGCUCAGGAUGCCCCUGCGCCAGCCGACCUUGUACUCUUAAUUGACGGAUCAGAGAGCGUUGGAGCUGCCAACUUCCCCCUCAUCAGUGAUUUGGCUGUCCAAGUGAUUGAGGGGCUUGCCGUGGGGAGGGAUGCAAUCCGUGUUGCCCUCAUGCUUUAUGGUGCCGACCCUGACAUUCAGUUCUAUCUCAAUAGCUUUGACAACAAAGAAAAUGUCCUCAGUGCUAUUCGGGGGCUUAAGUACCCUGGCAGUUAUGAGGCAAAUCUGGGGGCCGCUUUGCAGGAGGUGGCAGACAGGCUAUUGGGCCAAGAUGCAGGAGGCAGGGCUGAGGAAGGGGUACCCCAGGUGCUGGUGGUGAUCAGUACUAGGGAGUCCACUGAUGAUGUCAGUCAGGGCGAGAGGGCCCUAAAGCAGGCCAGUGUGUACACCUUUGGCAUUGCUGUGGGUGAUUCAGCUACUGCCCAACUGGAAACUAUUGCUACAGACAAAAGUUUUGUUCUGUCUGCUCCUGAUGUCAGAACAGUGGCAAGCGAGGGUGACCAGAUACUGCAAUACAUUAAUGGGGUCGCCCAGCGCACCAUUGUGAUUCAAACUGAUUUCACAGAAGCUUUGACUGUUGGGAAGAGAGAUAUUGUUUUCCUCAUUGACAGUAGCAUGGGCACCAUCGUAAUCAAUGCAGUGCGAGAAUUCAUCAAAAAGUUUAUUGACACCAUGCCAAUUGGUCCUGAUCAGGUGCAGGUCGGAGUGGCCAUGUUUUCCACCACCCCAAGAAUGGAUAUCAACCUCAACUCAUUCAGUUCAAAGGAGUCACUAAUCUCUGCCCUCGCAAAAAUAAAACCCAAACCUUCGACUGAAGUCAACAUUGGUGCUGCCUUGGAAUUUGUGAGGACCAACAUGCUCACAGCUGAGAGUGGGAGCCGCAUUCAAGAUCAAGUGCCACAGCUUGUGUUGCUCCUGACCAGUAAAAAAUCCAAAGACAGUGUCCAACAACCAGCUGAUGCCCUUCGUCAAAUGGGUGUUCUGACUUUGGCUGCAGGCUCCAGGGCUGCCGAUGAGGCUGAGCUCAGGCAAAUAGCUUUUGAUGACAGUGUGGUUUUCAUGCUGAAGGACUUCAGGAUGUUGCAGCGCAACCCCAGUGUAAUUGUCUCCCCUCUCUCUACAUUGUCUGGUAUUGUUGUAACAGAGGGUCCAACUGACACAGGCACAAUUGUGGAUGUUACUACGGUUCACACCCAAAGAGUUGUCCGAGACAUUGUCUUCUUGGUGGAUGGAUCUAACUAUGUUGGAAAUAACCAGCAACCUGUGCUGGACUUCAUUACCGAAGUGGUGAAAAGACUAGAUGUUCGACCUGAGCGAGUGCGCAUUGGACUAAUGCAGUUUGCUGAAAGGCAGCAUACAGAGUUUUAUCUGAAAACUUACAACACCAAACAGGGCGUGCUCUCUGCCAUUGCUCGGAUGAGAUUGAUGGGAGGACGUGCAUUGAACACUGGUGCAGCCCUACAGUAUGCCCUAGCCAACCACUUCCAGCCCUCUGCUGGGUCUCGUAGAAAAGAGAGGAUCCAGCAGGUACUGGUUUUAAUUACAGGAGGACCAUCUCAAGAUGAGGUCAAGAGGAUUGCAGACAGUGUAGCUUUAGCGGGCGUUUUGACCUUUGCUGUUGGAGCUGGCCAAGUGGAGGAAAGUUUCCUGAAAACUGUUGCUUUUGUUAAAGAUUUGGCAUACUAUAGAAGAAAUUUUGCUGACUUGUCAGGUGUUGUUGAUGAAAUUAUGACACCACUGGUCACUGUUGUUGGGGAGACUGAUACUCCAGUAAUAGAAAUACCAAGUCCCUCUAUUGGAGAAAGGGAUGUUGCAUUCUUGAUUGAUGGCUCUGAUGAUGUGAGAAGUGACUUUCCCUAUAUCCGUGACUUCAUUUCCAAAGUCAUUGAGCCUCUGGAUAUAGGCUUUGAUAAAGUACGAGUUUCUGUGGUCCAGCAUAGUGAGAGACCAAGUCCUAACUUCUACCUGAACACUUACCGAACCAAAGAUGAGGUGCUGAGAGCUGUAAGUGGCCUCACUCUGGCAGGUGGCAGAAGUUUAAAUACUGGAAUUGCCUUGACUUUCAUGAAAAACACUAUCUUGUCACGAACAAAUGGUGGUCGAGCCGGUGAAAAUGUUCCCCAAUUUUUGAUAGUUUUGACUGGGGGGAGAUCAAGAGACAGUGUCGGAGAACCUGCAGUUGCCCUAAAGACUGAGGGAGUUGUUCCUUUUGGUGUUGGAGUGAAAAAUGCAGACCCUAAACAGAUUGAAGCCAUCUCUCACAAUCCAUCAUUUGCUUUCAAUGUGAAGGAAUUCAGCCAGCUCAGCACUGUUCAGGAAAGGCUCAAGAACUAUGUGAACCUUCCAGAUCAAGAACUGAAGGCCUUUCUAGAGGAAGGAAUUAACAAACGGGAUAUAGUUUUUCUCCUUGAUGGCUCCGAUGACUCCAAAAAUGGAUUUCUUGCCAUCCGUGAGUUUAUUCGGAGAAUGACAGAGGAUCUUGACAUUGACCAGGACAUUGUUCGAGUUGCUGUAAUACAGUACAGCGAAGAUGCUUUGACUCAUUUCCUACUUAAUACUUACAGUAGUAAGAAAGCUGUAAUUUAUGCCAUUAAUGGCCUUACAGCAAAAGGUGGAAGAAAUCUAAAUACUGGGGCAGCACUACAGUAUGUCAGGGACAAUGUUUUCACUGCUGCUUCUGGAAGUAGACAUCAGCUAGGAGUACCUCAGCUGUUGAUUGUUAUGACUGGUGGAGGGUCCGUUGAUGAUGUGGCAGGUCCAGCUGAAGAUCUCAAAAAUAUUGGAGUUCUGUCCAUUGCCAUUGGAAUAAAGAAUGCUGUAAAGGCAGAGCUCCAAAGCAUAGCAUUUUCACCUAGAUUUAUUUUUAAUCUUCCAGCCUUUGGUGAGCUUUUAAAUAUACAGCCUGAUAUACUCUCCUUUAUCAAAUCCAAAAUGGGAAUAGACCCCCCUACUAUCAUCGUUGAAUUGGAUGCAGCUCAAAGAGACAUUGUCUUUAUUCUGGAUGGGUCUGAUGACACCAGGGAUGCAUUUAAACAAAUGUGUCAGUUUGUUCAAAGAGUGGUGGACAAACUCAAUAUUGGGCCAAACAGAGACAGAGUGUCUGUAGUUCAAUACAGCAGAGAGCCACAGGUCCAUUUUUACCUCAACACACAUGCCACAAAGCAAGACAUUCUCAAUUCAAUUGAGAGUGUGAAACACCAGGGAGGAAGUCCCCUCAACACAGGAAGAGCCCUUGACUAUACCAAAAAGAACAUAUUCAUUGCCUCUUCUGGGAGCAGAAUCCUAGAGGGGGCUCCUCAGGUGCUUGUGCUUGUGACUGGAGGAAGGUCUCAGGAUGAUGUUAGAGCUCCAGCCUCUGCUCUGAAAAAGGAUCAAAUUGUAACAUUCAGUAUUGGCAAUCAAAAUGCAGAUGUUAUUCAACUCCAGGAAAUUUCAUAUACUCCUGGUCAUACCCUUACUGUUCCUCAGUUUGAUGACCUUCAAACCAUUGAACAGAAACUUGUAUCAUAUGUAAAAAGAGUUCCUCGUCAACCCAGGAGGCUUCCACAAACUACAGAUGCUGGAAAGAGAGAUGUUGUGUUUUUAAUCGAUGGCACUGAUGAAACAAAGGAAAGUUUCUCAGGAAUGCAGAACUUUGUUCAGACCCUGGUUCAGAAACUGAAUGUGGCACCAAAUAAAGAUCGUGUUUCAGUGGUCCAGUACAGUGAUGAUGCAGCCUUUGAUUUCCUUUUGAAUACAUAUUCAUCAUCAGAUGAUGUUAUAAAUAAUGUGAAACAUUUAAUUCAUAAAGGAGGAAGGCUGCGCCACACUGGGGCAGCCCUACAAUAUGUUAAGGACAACCUAUUUACUGCUGCUGCCGGGAGUAGACUUUUGGAGGGUGUGCCACAGGUUCUAAUUCUAUUGAACUCUGGAAGGUCCAACGACGAGAUACGUGGUCCAGUCAAAGCUUUGAAAGACACUGGUGUUAUUUCGUUUAGUAUUGGUACUACAAAUGCUGAUACGCUUGAGUUACAAACAAUAUCCCAUCAGCCAAACUACUUUUUCAUUUCUGAUUUUGAGAGCAUUCUUGAUGUUCAAGAGAAUAUUUUAGCAUUAAUAAACAGGCUAUCUAACCAACGGCUACCAACAAUGACACCUCAGGUCUCUGAAUUUGUCAAAAGGGAUGUUGCAUUUCUUAUUGAUGGAUCUGAUGAUUCUAAAAUUGGUUUUGAGGGAAUUCGCAAUUUUAUCCAGAGGAUAGUUGAGAGUCUAAAUGUGGAGGAAGAUCUUGAUAGGGUGGCGGUUGUUCAGUACAGUCGGGAUCCCACAGCUAAUUUUUAUCUCAGCUCAUACUCAACCAAAAAAGAGGUACUUAAUUCCAUACGAUCUAUGAGGCACAAAAGUGGAAGGCCACUGAAUACUGGAGCUGCUCUACUGUUUAUUAAAGAAAAUAUUUUUACACAAUCCUCUGGGAGCAGACGUCAUGAGGGUGUCCCUCAGAUUCUGUACUUAUUUAGUGGUGGUAGAUCUGGUGAUGAUGUCAGAACCAUUUCACAAAGUUUAAGAGAAAACAACAUAAAAGUCAUUACAAUUGGCACAAGUAAUUCUGAUACACUUGAGUUACAGACAAUGUCUACAAUACCAGCGUAUGCUUUCUCUGUUCCUGACUUCACCUCCAUCAACAGCAUUGUCCAAAAAGUUGCCUCUAUUUUGACAAGUGGUGAUGAAAUUCCUGAGCAAUUUCCAACUCCUGGGGGCCAGACUCUGGAUGCAGGAAGAAAUAUUGUGUUUCUUAUUGAUGGAUCAGAUGAUGCUAGUGAUAAAUUCACAGCUAUACGAGAAUUUGUGGCCAGUUUGGCAGAGACAUUUGAUGUUGGUAAAGAAAAAGAUCAAAUUGCUGUUGUGCAGUUCAGUAAUACUGCAGCAAUAAGCUUUAAUCUCAAUACAUACUCAUCCACUUCUGAGGUGGCAGAUGCUGUUCGCAACCUAAAACCAAAAGGGGGAAGGCCGCAAUAUAUUGGCCAGGCUUUGCAGUUUGUUAGAGACAGUAUUUUUACCCCUAGUGUUAGAAGUCGGCAAAUAGGCCGUGUUAGCCAAAAUCUUGUACUUGUGGCUGGUGGCAGAUCAAGAGAUUCUCCUCGUGGACCAGCUAACGCACUAAAGAGUAUGGGAGUAGCCAUUUUUGCCAUUGGGUCAAGGCUGACAGAUCCUAUUGAAAUGGAAGCCAUUUCUUCGAAGACAGAUUAUGCCAUUGCUGUUUCUGAUUUUCAUGAUUUAAAAAAUGUACACCAAAGCCUCAUGACAAAACUUAUGGGUGGGAGACAAAAAGGAGACCGAGAAGUUGAUGGCACAGGAUUUAAAAGGGAUAUUGCUUUUCUUGUGGAUGGUUCGGACAGUACAAGAAGAGGAUUUCCAGAAAUACGUGAUUUUCUGUACAAUAUUAUCACAAAUCUCAAUGUGGGAAUUAAUAAUGAUAGAAUCUCAAUAAUUCAAUACAGCAAUGUUGCUGUAAAAAAUUUUUAUUUGAAUUCAUUCUUAAGAAAGGAAGAUGUAUUGAAUGCAGUAAAAGUGCUUAGCCAUAAAGGUGGAAGGCCCUUAAACACAGGUUCUGCCCUUCUAUAUGUAAAGGAAAAUAUCUUUAUAAGUGCCUCAGGAAGCAGGCACAAAGAAGGCAUCCCUCAAAUAUUAAUUCUGCUGACCAGUGGAAAAUCAAGGGAAAGCAUUUCUGAAGCAGCCUCUGCUCUAAAAAAAAGUGGGGUAUUAAUAAUAUAUGGAAUAGGAGGAAAGCACUCAGACUCUUAUGAAUUACAUACAGUUUCUUCUGAAAAUAAAGUGCUUUCAUUGGCUGACUUCAGUGAAUUACCAAAAAUCCAGACACAGCUAUUAGAAGCAAUAAAAGCCAUUCCAAGUUACAACAAAAAGGAAUUCAUAGCUCAGAGUGAAAGACAGAGAAAAGAUGUUGUCUUCCUGCUGGAUGGAUCGGAUGGCACUAGGAAUGGGUUCCCAGCAAUGAAAGAGUUUGUGCAAAGAAUGGUGGAGCGAUUGGACAUAGCUGAGAACAGAGAUCGCAUUUCUGUAGUCCAGUACAGCAGAGAAGCAGAGGUCCAUUUCUAUCUUAACACACACACGACAAAGGAAGACAUUCUCGACGGUGUCAGAGGUCUGAAGCAUAAAGGAGGCAGACCCCUCUACACAGGGGCAGGUCUCCAGUAUGUCAGAGACAAUGUCUUUACUGCCUCCUCUGGCAGCAGGCGACUGGAGGGUGUGCCGCAGAUAUUGGUUUUUCUUAGUGGGGGAAGGUCAUCUGACAGUGUUGAUGCAGCAGCCUCCUCUCUGAAAGAGCUUGGCGUUUUGACCUAUGGAAUAGGAUCGAGGGGCUCUGAUAGCAGAGAACUGCAGAGAAUUUCAUACGCCCCCAGUUAUGCUCUGUCCGUGUCCGACUUCAGUGAGCUCCCAAAUGUCCAAGAGCAGCUGCUGGCCUCUGUCCAGGAUGUUGCAAUGCCCGUCACUCCAACUUCCCCGACUCUGACCGCUGAUGACGCCAUACCCAGAAAGGACGUAGUGUUCCUGCUGGACGCAUCAGAUGGCACUAGAAAUACUUUCCCAGCGAUGCGUGACUUUGUGCAAAGAUUAGUGGAGCAAUUCAACAUAGAUGCAAACAGAGACCGUGUUUCCGUGGUGCAGUACAGUAGAGACGCAGAGGUCAAUUUCUAUCUGAAUACCUACACAACAAAGGGGGAGAUCUUGAACUCUGUCAGAGGUCUGAGGCAUAGAGGUGGGAGACCCCUCAACACUGGGGCAGCUCUCCAGUACGUGAGGGACAAUGUCUUCACUGCCUCUGCGGGGAGUAGAAAGCAAGUGGGUGUCCCUCAGAUUCUCAUCCUCCUCAGUGGAGGACGGUCAAGCGAUAACAUAGAUACACCUGCCUCCGCCUUGAAACAGGGCGGGAUCUUGGUUUUUGGCGUCGGCACCAGAAAUUCCAGCAGAGAGGUGCAGAGAAUUGCCAAUGAUCCUACCUAUGCACAGUCCAUCAAUGAAUUCUCUGACCUUCCCAGUGUCCAACAGCAGUUUAUCAGCUCCCUCAACAACGUGCUUGGUCAAGUCAAGCCGAUGACAACUACUGUCCCGGCUGAGAGAAAGAGGGAUGUAGUGUUCCUGCUGGAUGGUUCAGAUGGCACUAGGAGCUCUUUCCCUGCGAUGCGUGACUUUGUUGAGAGGAUGGUGGAGAGACUCAAUGUGUCUGAGAACAGAGACCGUAUGUCCGUGGUCCAGUACAGCAGAGAUCCAGAGGCCCAUUUCUAUCUUAACACAUACUCAGGAAAGGAGGACAUACUUGACACGGUCAGGGGUCUGAGGCACAAAGGAGGCAGACCCCUCAACACGGGGGCAGCUCUGCAGUACGUAAGGGACAAUGUAUUCACUGCCUCCUCUGGAAGCAGAAGUGUAGAAGGUGUGCCCCAGUUACUGAUUCUGCUGAGUGGUGGAAGGUCAUCUGAUAAUGUUGACACGCCGGCCUCAUCCCUGAAGGAGCUGGGAGUGCUUAUCUUUGGGAUAGGGUCAAGGAGCUCAGACAGCAGGGAACUCCAGAGGAUCCCCCAUGAGCCUAGUUAUGCACUCUCAGUAAGUGACUUUGCUGACCUUCCCAGUGUCCAACAGCAGAUUUUCAGCAACAUUGACACAGUAUUUGUAGAGGGCACGUCUACCACUCCCACGACGAUAGUUGAGGGACGUAGGCAGAGGAGAGAUGUUGUCUUCCUGCUGGAUGGAUCGGAUGGCACUAGGAAUGGUUUCCCAGCAAUGAAAGAGUUUGUGCAAAGAAUGGUGGAGCGAUUGGACAUAGCUGAGAACAGAGAUCGCGUUUCUGUGGUCCAAUACAGCAGAGACCCGGAGGUCCAUUUCUAUCUUAACACAUACAUGACAAAGGAAGACAUUCUCGACGGUGUCAGAGGUCUGAAGCAUAAAGGAGGCAGACCCCUCUACACAGGGGCAGGUCUCCAGUACGUCAGAGACAAUGUCUUUACUGCCUCCUCUGGCAGCAGGCGACUGGAGGGUGUGCCGCAGAUAUUGGUUUUUCUUAGUGGGGGAAGGUCAUCCGACAGUGUUGAUGCAGCAGCCUCCUCUCUGAAAGAGCUUGGCGUUUUGACCUAUGGAAUAGGAUCGAGGGGCUCUGAUAGCAGAGAAUUGCAGAGAAUUUCAUUCGACCCCAGUUAUGUUCUGACCGUGUCCGACUUCAGUGAGCUUCCAAAAGUCCAAGAGCAGCUUCUGGCCUCUGUCCAGGCUGUUCCAAUUCCCAUCACUCCAACUUCACCACCUGUCACCGCUGUUUACACCACACCCAGAAAGGAUGUAGUGUUUCUUCUGGACGGUUCAGACGGCAAUAGGAAUUCUUUCCCAGCCAUGCGUGACUUUGUGCAAAGAGUAGUGGAGCAAUUCAACAUAGAGGCCAACAGAGACCGUGUUUCUGUGGUGCAGUACAGUAGAGACGCUGAGGUCCAUUUCUAUCUGAACAGCUACACGACAAAGGAAGACGUUCUUGACCGUGUCAGAGGCCUGAGACACAAAGGAGGCAGACCCCUCAACACGGGGGCAGCUCUCCAGUACGUCAGAGACAAUGUCUUUACUGCCUCUUCCGGCAGCAGGCGGCUGGAGGGGGUGCCGCAGAUACUGAUCCUGCUUAGCGGGGGAAGGUCAUUUGACAGUGUCGAUACAGCAGCCUCCUCUCUGAAAGAGCUUGGCGUUUUGACCUAUGGAAUAGGAUCGAGGGGCUCUGAUAGCAGAGAACUGCAGAGAAUUUCAUACGCCCCCAGUUAUGCUCUGUCCGUGUCCGACUUCAGUGAGCUCCCAAAUGUCCAAGAGCAGCUGCUGGCCUCUGUCCAGGAUGUUGCAAUGCCCGUCACUCCAACUUCCCCGACUCUGACCGCUGAUGACGCCAUACCCAGAAAGGACGUAGUGUUCCUGCUGGACGCAUCAGAUGGCACUAGAAAUACUUUCCCAGCGAUGCGUGACUUUGUGCAAAGAUUAGUGGAGCAAUUCAACAUAGAUGCAAACAGAGACCGUGUUUCCGUGGUGCAGUACAGUAGAGACGCAGAGGUCAAUUUCUAUCUGAAUACCUACACAACAAAGGGGGAGAUCUUGAACUCUGUCAGAGGUCUGAGGCAUAGAGGUGGGAGACCCCUCAACACUGGGGCAGCUCUCCAGUACGUGAGGGACAAUGUCUUCACUGCCUCUGCGGGGAGUAGAAAGCAAGUGGGUGUCCCUCAGAUUCUCAUCCUCCUCAGUGGAGGACGGUCAAGCGAUAACAUAGAUACACCUGCCUCCGCCUUGAAACAGGGCGGGAUCUUGGUUUUUGGCGUCGGCACCAGAAAUUCCAGCAGAGAGGUGCAGAGAAUUGCCAAUGAUCCUACCUAUGCACAGUCCAUCAAUGAAUUCUCUGACCUUCCCAGUGUCCAACAGCAGUUUAUCAGCUCCCUCAACAACGUGCUUGGUCAAGUCAAGCCGAUGACAACUACUGUCCCGGCUGAGAGAAAGAGGGAUGUAGUGUUCCUGCUGGAUGGUUCAGAUGGCACUAGGAGCUCUUUCCCUGCGAUGCGUGACUUUGUUGAGAGGAUGGUGGAGAGACUCAAUGUGUCUGAGAACAGAGACCGUGUGUCCGUGGUCCAGUACAGCAGAGAUCCAGAGGCCCAUUUCUAUCUUAACACAUACUCAGGAAAGGAGGACAUACUUGACACGGUCAGGGGUCUGAGGCACAAAGGAGGCAGACCCCUCAACACGGGGGCAGCUCUGCAGUACGUAAGGGACAAUGUAUUCACUGCCUCCUCUGGAAGCAGAAGUGUAGAAGGUGUGCCCCAGUUACUGAUUCUGCUGAGUGGUGGAAGGUCAUCUGAUAAUGUUGACACGCCGGCCUCAUCCCUGAAGGAGCUGGGAGUGCUUAUCUUUGGGAUAGGGUCAAGGAGCUCAGACAGCAGGGAACUCCAGAGGAUCUCCCGCCUUUCACUCUCAUUGAUUGAGUCCCAAGGACCUAAGAAGGACAUCAUCUUUGUGAUUGAUGGCUCUGAAGGUGUUGGCAGAGAGUUCCCAAUUAUCCAGGAGUUCGUGCGCAGAGUUGUGGAGAACCUCAAUGUUGGCGAGAACAAGAUCCGAGUAGGCGUGGUGCAGUAUGGAGAUUCCCCGUAUGCAGACAUAUACCUCAACUCACACAGGACCAAAGAAGGUGUCCUAAAUGGCAUUAAGGAACUCCGACAACGAGGGGGGAGACAACGUAACCUUGGUCGGGCCAUUGACUAUGUUAAUCAUGAAGUUCUAGUUUCUGGACAUGGUGGAAGGAAACAGGAGGGAGUUCCACAAUUUGUUGUGGUGAUUUCAGGAGGAAAAGCAACAGACAAUAUAAGACCAUCUGCAACUGCACUGAAACAGUCAGGAGUCGUCCCUUUUAGCAUAGGAACAAGAGACGUGGACACUCAGGAAUUGCAGGUGACAUCCUAUGUCCCCAGAUUUGCCUACACAGUUGAUGACUUGCCUGGACUAUAUACAAUUCAGGACACACUCAUUACCUCCCUGACAGAGCUAUCUAGUGAGGAGUUAGCGAAAUUGCGCCCUGUAUACCCUCCAGAGACUGUAAUUCCAGUACCAGAACCAGUACCUCGUGGAGAUAAAAGGGAUGUUGUUUUCCUUAUUGAUGGCACAACAAGGAUGCGGAGUGAGUUCCCUGCCAUAAGAGACAUGGUUCAGCGAGUAGUGGAGAAGUUAAAUGUGGGUCUCGAUAAUGUGAGAGUCUCGGUUGUGCAGUACAGUGAUGAUCCCAAACUGGAGUUUCUUCUCAAUGAGCACUCCACCAAGGAGGAAGUUCGCCAGGCAAUACGAAGAAUGAGAAGCAAAGGUGGCAAUCAGCUUAACACUGGCCAAGCUCUGGAAUACGUUUCAAGGAAUAUUUAUCAAAGAUCAGCCGGAAGCCGUGUAGAAGAGGGUGUGCCCCAGUUUCUCAUCUUGGUAACAGGAGGAAAGUCAAAUGAUGAUGUGUCUGGCCCUGCUAACCAACUGAAGUCAAGCCGCAUUGCUCCCUUAGCAGUUGGAGCUCAUAAUGCUGAUGAAGAGGAGCUUAAAUUAAUUUCCUUUAGUCCAGAACUAGCAUACACCAUUAGAGACUUCCAGCAACUUCCAAGAGUGGAGCAAGAGCUUUUAACCAAAGUCAGGACCAUGACCAGUGAUGAAAUUUCGGCCCCCCCUACGCCUAGAGUCCCACUCAGUCUUGGAAGAAAGGACAUCAUCUUCCUCAUUGAUGGCUCUGAUAGUGUUGGACAAAUCGGUGUUGCUCACAUUCGUGACUUUAUCUUGAAAGUGGUUGGUCAGCUUGAUGUUCGACCUGACCAAGUCCGUGUGGCUCUUGUGCAGUAUGGUGAAAGGCCUAAAACUGAAUUCUCUUUGAACUCUCAUGACGACAAGCGAUCUGUCAUCUCUGCAAUUAAGAGAUUGCGUCAUAUGGGUGGACGCGGUGCUGAUCUAGCUGAGGCGAUAAAGUAUGUCAUUCGUAAUGAGCUCCAGGCAUCUGCUGGGGUCCGUCUAGAAGAGGCUUCCCAGCAUUUAGUUGUGCUAACUGGUGGAAGAUCAACCUCCGAUGUAUCUACUUAUGGCCCAAUUCUCAAAAGCUCUCACGUCAAUUGUAUAGGAAUUGGUGCAGAAAAUGCAGACCCAAGACAGCUGGCACAGAUUACUACCACUGCUGAUGACGUCCUGCAGGUGCCUGCUUUCCCAAAUCUUUCGAACAUACAGAACACGUUUAUAACCAGACUUAAUAGAACAAUUAAAAAGGAGAUUCCCACUCCCACUCCCACUGAUGAGCCAGGUCCUGUGCUUCCACAGGCCAAGGCUGCUGACAUUGUGUUUUUGGUUGAUGGCUCAAUUAAUCUUGGCAGGGACAAUUUUAAAGUGGUCAUGGAAUUCAUUCUUAAUUUAAUUGACCUUUUCUUCACUGAGAGAGACAAUCUUCAGAUUGGUCUAGCACAUUAUGCUACAGAUGUGACUAAUGUAUUCUACCUCAAUACUUUCAAAAAUAAGGAUGACAUUAUUAAUGCCAUAGCUCGAGCCGAGUACAAGGGAGGUCGGGAAAUUAAAACAGGCAAUGCCAUUCGCUAUGUUCAGGAAACACAAUUUGUCAAAGAAAGAGGCAGUCGGAAGGAUGCAGGAAUUCCACAGAUCCUGAUGGUAGUCACUGGUGGACGGUCAAGGGAUGACAGCAAAUCAGCGGCACUAGCUCUCAAAGCCAGUGGUGUGCGCAUCUAUGCUGUUGGGGUGGGUGAUAUUGAGGAUGAGCUCAAUAAUUUGGGCAGUGAAGCUACUACAGUGGCCCGAGCCAGCACCUUCCAAGAGCUCUCUGAACUGAAUGAGCAGAUUUUGGAAACACUGGAUGAUGAGGUGAAAGGAAUAGGACUGUGCACUGGAGAAAAGGUUGCCACAAGAGAAUGCAAGUUGGAUGUUCUUGUGGGGUUUGAUGUGGCUGCACAGAACAUCUUUGCUGCUCAGAAAACAUUAGAGACGAAGGUGGCUACUAUUCUCCAACGCAUUACCCAGAUGCAGGCCAUCAGCUGCACUUCAGGCCAGGUUCCCUCAAUACAAGUGGGCAUGCUAGCAAUGGACUCUGCAUCUGAACCUGUUCAACUAGACUUCACCAAGAGAUACACAGAGCUUAUUGAGCCCUUCAAGGCCCUCCGAAACCGUGGACCUUUUGUUCUAAAUGGUGCCACAAUCAAAGCUUAUGCUGAUAGAUUCAAGAGUCAGCCUUCAGACAGAGUCAAGGUGGUGAUCCACUUAACUGAUGGAUUAGAUGCCCAGUAUAACAUCCUGAAAGAGCGAGUUGAACUGAUGCGUUCAGUUGGUGUCAGUAGUUUCAUUCUUGUUGGCCUUGAGAGAGUGUCACGAUUUGAGGAUGCAGUUCUCUUGGAAUUUGGCCGUGGCUUUAGGUACACACGACCUCUGCGUGUCAACCUCAUGGACUUGGAUUAUGAACUUCUGGAAGAACUGGAUAACAUUGUUGAGCGGGAAUGCUGUUCUGUUCCAUGCAAGUGUAAUGGCCAGAGAGGGGACAGAGGAGGUGUUGGUGUUCCUGGACCAAAGGGUCAACCUGGUGGUCAAGGCUUGAGAGGACAUCCUGGUGAUGAAGGUGGUCCGGGAGAGAGAGGUCCACCUGGUGUAAAUGGAACUCAAGGAUUCCAAGGAUGUCCAGGUCAAAGAGGUGUUAAAGGAUCUCGAGGAUACAAUGGUGAAAAGGGUGAAAUUGGAGAGAUUGGUUUAGAUGGUAUCAAUGGAGAGGAGGGAACAAGUGGCAUUGCUGGCCCUCCAGGAGACAGAGGAAACCCUGGCGAAAGGGGACCUAAAGGGGCCAAAGGCCAGGCAGGAGAUGUUGGUCAGACUGGAAUCCGUGGUGAUCCCGGAAUUCCAGGAAGAGACAACAACCAGGAGGGACAAAAAGGUGAUCCAGGCGAUGCUGGCCCGCCGGGAGAGCCAGGAGUGGACGGAAAUAAAGGAGGACCUGGUGAAACAGGCAGACGGGGCCCUGAUGGUAGAAGGGGGCCUCCUGGUCAAGCGGGUGCUCCUGGAAGGCCAGGAAGUGAUGGUUUACCAGGAGAGACAGGCAUUGGAGGAUCUCGGGGUCCCGCUGGACCAAUUGGAGCACCUGGUUUAAGAGGAGAGGAUGGAAACCCUGGUCCAAGGGGGCCAGGAGGACUGCCAGGAACUGCUGGAGAAAAGGGUAGAAGAGGUGCCGUUGGCCGGAAGGGUGAACCAGGGGAGCCAGGACCUAAGGGUGUUGUUGGACCCCUGGGACCCCGUGGGGAGCCUGGUGAAGAUGGACGAGAUGGUUUUGGUAUACCUGGUCCCAAAGGACGAAAGGGUGAUGAAGGUUUCCCUGGUUUCCCUGGUCCAAAGGGUGAAGCAGGUGAUCCUGGUUCAAAGGGAGGACCUGGACCUAGAGGAAACAAUGGCCAGAGAGGUACCUCAGGGGAACCUGGUGGACCUGGACAAAAGGGAGAUACUGGAUACCCAGGGCCCUACGGUCUAAAAGGAGACAGAGGACCUGGUCCAGUGCAAUGUGAUCUGGUCAAGAAAAUUAGGGAUAACUGUCCCUGCUGCUAUGGUGCUCAGGAAUGUCCCCUAUACCCUACUGAGUUGGCCUUUGCCCUGGAUGCAUCAGAUGGUGUAUCACGCUCUGCUUUCAACAACAUGCGUGACACUGUUCUCCGCCUGGUCAGUGACAUCACUAUUGCUGAGAGCAACUGUCCCAGAGGUGCCCGUGUUGCUCUAGCACUCUACAACAAUGAGGUGACUACUGAGAUCCGCUUUGCAGAUACCCAGAAGAAGCGAUCACUUGUUGAGCGAGUUCAAGGCCUCCAGACUCAGCAGACCCGCAAGCAGCGCAGCUUGGAUACAGCCAUGAACUUUGUUGCACAGAACACAUUCAAGAGAGUUCGCAGUGGGUUCCUUGUGCGCAAGGUUGCUGUUUUCUUUGUCAACGGCCCUUAUACAGUCACUCAAGAAUUCAGUGCCGCUGCUUUGCGCCUCUAUGAUGCAGGAAUUUCCUCUGUAUUCCUUCUUAGCCGAGAAGAUCGCCUUCUCACAAGAGCCUUGCAGCUUAACAACACUGCUUUAGCCCAGAUUAUUAUCCUACCCUCACCUGGAAGUGCUGAAUACAACAAUGUCAUCAAGAAGAUCAUGACCUGCCAUAUCUGCCUAGAUUUCUGUGCACCGGAUCAGAUGUGUGGUUAUAUCCCAAUACGUGGAGUCCGGGACCGGAGGGAUCUCACAACUGACUUGGACAUCGACAUGGCCUUUGUUCUUGAUAGUUCAGAGAGCACCUGGCCCUCCGUCUUUACAGAGAUAAACCAAUAUGUGGCUCUAAUGACAGAACAGUUAGAGAUGUCCCCUGAGCCAGCCAGCAGUACCCAUCAUGCUCGAGUAGCACUUGUUCAGCAUGCACCUUAUGAAUACUUGCACAAUGGCAGUGGCAUUCCCAUCAGCGUGACCUUUGGUUUGACAGAUCACAAGUCACCACAUAGUGUUCGAAGCUUUCUACUGAAUAAGGUGCACCAGCUUGAAGGAGGACGGGCCCUUGCAGAUGCUCUUGAAGGCACUGUUGAACAUGUGUUUGAGAAGGCGCCACAUCCCCGCCAUUUGAAGGUAUUAGUUCUGUUGGUGACUGGACCAGUUGAACUGCAUGAGGAGAGGAUAAUAAGGGCUGCCACUGAAGUUAAAUGCAAACGAUACUUCAUAGUGGUGAUGGCAGUUGGAAAGUUGUUCAGUGCAGGUGAUGUCCGUGUCUUGGCCCAAGUGGCAAGCGAGCCUUCAGAUGUAUUCUUUAAGAGGGUGAACAGACCUUCAGGCUUCUAUGAUGACCAUAUUCAGACAUUUGCCAGACUGUUGCCCAAGUACCUUGGUCUUGAAAAUGCUUUCUACUUGUCACCUGAAGUCUCUAAGAAGUGUCAGCAGUAUCAAAGUGACCAGCCACACAAAUUCCCAUUCAGUUUGCCAAAAACAGAGGAGAAACGGCAAAAGCAUCAAGGACAGCAGGAGGUUCAUGACAGAAAACAUAAAGAAACAGGUAUGGAGAAAAUGCAUCUGGUUAACGUCACCUCCAGCGGAUUCUCCCUGCAGUGGUUGAGUGGCGAUUCGAAGGCCACCCAUGAGGUUACUGUGACUCGCCUGAAGGAUCAUAGUCUGGUGCUGAGUAAAAAUGUGACCGGCAGCCAUCUCUCCAUUUCUGAGUUGGAGGCAGCCGAAACCUAUCAUGUUGUGGUCAAUACUCACAGUGUCAAUGGUCAUGUUGCAAGCACCUACAAAGGCAUUGUUCCCACAAAAUCAGCACAUCUGAAGGUCCUUACUGUAAGUGACGUGAUGGGGGUUGUGCCCACUGCACCCUUGAGUAAACCAGAAACAAAAUCACCAGAACAAAAAAUACUUAAUGCCAGUGAAAUGAUAGGGAUGAUGUCUACUGCAUCCUUGAGUAAACCAGAAAUUAAAUCAGCAGAACAGGAGGUUCUUACUCUAAGUGAAGUGAUGGGGAUUGCACCCUCUGCACCCUUAAGUAAACCAGAAAUUAAAUCAGCAGAACAGAAGGUUCCUGUUCCAAGUGAAGUGAUAGGAAUUGUACCCUCAAGUAAAGCAGAAAUUAAAACGGCAGAACAGAAGGUUCCGAGUGAAGCAAUGGGGAUUGUGUCCUCUGCACCCUUAAGUAAACCAGAAAUAAUUAACAAUCUUAUGGACCCAUGUUCACUUGACUUUGACACUGGACUGCCAUGCAAAGAUUACCAAGCUAAGUGGUACUUUGACAGAAAGAAUGGAUUCUGUACACAGUUCUGGUAUGGAGGUUGUGGAGGAAAUGACAAUAGGUUUGAUACUGAGGCUGAUUGCCUCAAACGCUGCAUGAAGCCAGUGGCUGAACCUAAACCAAGUGAAGAGCAUGUCAAAGCUGUUCUCCCCCCAGCACCAGCUCCAGCUGCCCUGCGCUCCAGUGUGAAUAUCUGCAAGUUACCAAAAGAAGAGGGCUCCUGUGCUAAAUUUGUGCUUAAAUGGCAUUAUGACCCGCUUAAUGGAAACUGUACCCGCUUCUGGUACGGAGGAUGUGGAGGGAACCAGAAUCGCUUUGAUACACAAGAUGAGUGUGAGAAAGCUUGUGGAAAAGCAGCACCUGUUAAACAAGGGAUCAUAGCUGCAGUUAAAACAUAGGAAUAAAUGAAGAUUGUAAGCUAACCACUGACAACACUCAGAGGAUAUAGCACCUAAAACAAGAAGCAAAGCCACAGCCAAGAUGCCUGCACUGGAGCUUGCCAGAGGAUUGAUCCAAAGAAAACCUUGAAGUAGUAUUUUCCACAUCAGAAAAAAAAAAGAAAAAGCAGAACAAGAUUCUUUGUUUCGUGCUGGUGCUACAUUCAGUUUAUUAUUAUUAUUAUUGUUGUUGUUGUUUUAUUUUUCAUGUGUGUGUGGGAUGGAAUAAAACCCAUUGUAAAUGUCCAGGACAAUUUUUUGAAAAAAUGUAUGCUAUUUUAAUCAUGUGGUUUGCUUGUGGAAAUAUCUUGAUCAAAACAUAUCAGUAAAUCUUUGUAGUUAUGAGACAAGUUCAUGACAAUUUAGUUCCAUUUUCGUAAAUUUUGCUUAAUUACUACAGUCCCCUUAUUACAUGUUUUUUUUUUUUUAACUGCUUGAGAAGAAGAAUUUUAAUCGCUCUUUCUGGUCAUAUCGCUGGAGAUCUCCACUGACUCUAAAAUCUACAAACAAAUGUUAUUUUGAUACAAUGAACAUCAUCUGAAACCAAGAAAGUAAUUUCUUUAAAUAAAUAUGCAUUUUUGGAACCAUUGCCUUGCACACAAGUUUUGGUUUCAAAAAGCAAUUGGAAUGUAUUUUUUUAAACUAUGUUUUGGGGUGUUUUUUUUUUUUUUACUUUGUAUUUCACUUGGAAAUGGGCAGAUAUAAAUAAAUUACUCUUUCUAUAAAA
Messenger RNA from Cyprinus carpio (common carp), 17849 nucleotides. It is a transcript of the gene col6a3, whose product is annotated as collagen, type VI, alpha 3. The record is from RefSeq and is a predicted model, not a curated record. The transcript has 63 exons. Lineage: Eukaryota; Metazoa; Chordata; Actinopteri; Cypriniformes; Cyprinidae. Gene Ontology annotation, molecular function: serine-type endopeptidase inhibitor activity. Bases 284 to 17083 code for a protein of 5599 amino acids.